This is a messenger RNA of Daucus carota subsp. sativus, 7569 nucleotides long. RefSeq lists its product as uncharacterized. Lineage: Eukaryota; Viridiplantae; Streptophyta; Magnoliopsida; Apiales; Apiaceae. The record is from RefSeq and is a predicted model, not a curated record. Gene Ontology annotation, molecular function: catalase activity; heme binding. Gene Ontology annotation, biological process: lipid biosynthetic process; response to oxidative stress. The transcript is spliced from 8 exons. Bases 377 to 7321 code for a protein of 2314 amino acids.
UAUACAAUAGUGUGGUUUCUAUAAUUGUACAUAUUUUAGCAACUCAGUUGUUAUUAUGGUUUUUGCAAUGUAAUUACUGAGGGAUUAAAGAAAAAGGAGGAGAUAUAUUUUUUUCAUCGACUCUUUUAUUUUGUUGAUUUUUUGUAUUGUGCAUAGCAGAGAGGAAAUUUAGAUUUUCGCAGAGCUUUAGAAUUGUAGAGCUGGGUAGAAAGGCUGUAGAUUCUUAGAUAUAGGUAAAAGGAAGUACUGGGGGAGAUGGAUUAAUCGUCGAGUUUUAUUGAAAUUCCAGGAAGCUUUGUGUUGAUGAUCGCAAGCCUAGGCGAGGCUACAAGGAUAGUGUACAUCUAAGCCAAGAGAGGCUUGAGUAGAAGAGAAGAUGGACCAAAAAGUUUCAGUAGAAGAUCAAUUUUCGAAGCUACAUCCAUGUCUUCCGGUGGAAACAAGGAUCGGGAUAAUAGGGGGAGGUCCAAGUGGCUUGUCAGCUGCUUAUGCACUAUCUAGGCUUGGUUAUAAUAAUGUAACUGUAUUAGAGAAAUAUCACACUGUUAGUGGCAUGUGUGAAUCAGCUGAUAUUGAAGGAAAAGUCUAUGAUCUGGGAGGUCAAGUCCUUGCAGCGAACAGUGCACCCACAAUAUUUCAUUUGGCAAAAGAGAUAGGUUUAGAAUUAGAAGAAUUGGACUCCCACAAACUUGCUCUAAUCAACAGUUCUAAUGGGAAGUAUCAGGACAUCCAAGUUGCAGAUGAUUAUGUGGCUGUAAUCUCACUUACAUUAGAACUCCAGGAUAAAGCAAAGGACUCAGGUCGAAUCGGUGUGCAUGCCAUGAGUGACAUUGCUGCAGAAUUAACUCCUGCAUUCCUUGAAAGUCGAGGUCUGAGUUCUGUUACAAAGUCUGUGGCCUAUGGAUACACUGCUUCUGGAUAUGGAUUCGUUCAAGAUAUGCCCUAUGCUUAUAUUCAUGAGUUCACCCGAACUUCUAUGGCUGGAAAGAUUAGGCGUUUCAAGGGUGGGUAUAUGAACUUUUGGGAAGCCAUUAGCAAAUCCCUUCCCGUACAAGUCCAUUGCAAUACUGAAGUGGUUUCAGUUAGACGUACUACUUCUGGCGUUACCCUCCAUACAAGAAGCAGUGAGGGAGAAAUUAAUAUUAUGGAAUUCGACAAGCUUAUAGUUUCUGGAUCUUUUCCUUUUAAGAAUGGAAAAAUAUACAGGUCACCUGUAUGCACACCAACAGUUCAACAUGAUUCAAUGGAUUUGAGCGAGCUCGAGAGGGAUCUGUUUAGUAAAGUACAGACAAUUGAUUACUACACAACUGUCCUGAAAAUUAGUGGCCUAGAACACAUGCCAGUUGGGUUUUAUUACUUUGGAGAAUUUAUGGAUGAUCCUUCCACUAUUGGUAAUCCAGUUGCUAUGCAGAGAUUCUAUGCGGAUACAAAUGUAUACCUUUUCUGGUCGUAUGGGAAUGCGGCGGAUAUAAUGGGUGAAAAGGUCACUGAACUGGCAAUCAGUGUAGUGAACAGAAUGGGAGGCACAGUUGAGAAAAUAGUAUUACAACGUCGAUUUAAAUAUUUCCCUCAUGUAAAUAGCCAAGAUAUGAAAGAUGGUUUCUACGAAAAAAUGGAAACGGAGCUACAAGGGCAGCAAAACACAUACUACGUUGGUGGAAUUGUUGCAUUUGAGCUCACGGAGAGAAAUUCAUCAUAUGCCAUGAGUUUAGUUCGUAAGCACUUUACAGAAGAUAUGUCGAUGCCAAAAUUUCCAUAUGUUAAGAGAUUAUUUCCACUACAAUCCAACUGCUGGAAUGUGAAACGAGAAGACUUAGAUGAAUUACCAGGAGUGGAGUUCCCUAAUUUGUUUAGUCUUGAUGGCUACUUAAGGCACUGGGGAACACAUAAAGUUACUCAAGACAGAAUGCUCUAUACAUGGAUUAACGAGGAAGGUAAAGCAGUUUCCAAGAGGACGUUUGCAGAACUCCAUGCCAAUGCUACUUGCAUUGCGAAAAAUCUCUUAAAAAGCUCAAAGCCAAUUAUAAAGCCAGGUGAUAGAGUUCUUCUGGUUCAUAUCCCAGGCUUGGAUUUUAUCGAUGCUUUCUUAGGGUGUUUAAGAGCGAGAGUAUUACCUGUCCCAGUGCUUCCUCCAGAUCCGCUUCAAAGAGGUGGACAAGCCUUAUUGAAGAUUGAAAACAUUGCUAAAUCAAGCAAUGCUGUGGCAAUUCUGUCAACAGCUGCUUAUCAUCUGGCUGUUCGGGCAGGAUCUGUUAAGAGUCUGAUAUCACUGCCAAGUAAAAGCUCUGCACAGUGGCCUAAUCUUCCAUGGAUACAUACAGAUUCUUUGAUCAAGAAUUCCAAAAACAUGCAUCUAGAUGACAUGAAUGAUUUUUGUGAACCAAAGGACGCUGACCUGUGCUUUCUACAAUUUACAUCAGGAUCAACUGGUGAUGCUAAAGGGGUGAUGAUAACUCAUGGCGGGCUGAUUCAUAAUGUGAAACUAAUGCAUAAGCGAUACAGGAGCACAUCAAAGACAGUACUUAUCAGCUGGCUCCCUCAGUACCACGAUAUGGGAUUGAUUGGAGGACUCUUUACGGCUAUGGUUAGUGGAGCAACUGCAAUAUUAUUUUCCCCGAUGACAUUCAUUCGGAAUCCCCUCUUGUGGCUCCAGACCAUGAGCAAAUACCAAGCAACUCAUAGUGCAGGUCCAAACUUUGCUGUUGAGCUUGUGGUCAGAAGACUGGAGAUUGAAAAGGACAAGUUACUUAAUUAUGAUCUUUCUUCCAUGAGAUUUCUCAUGGUUGCCGCUGAACCUGUUAGACAGAAAACACUUAAAAGAUUUCUUGAGCUUACGGGUCCUUAUGGCAUGUCUGAAGAUGUAAUAGCUCCUGGUUAUGGACUGGCAGAAAAUUGUGUAUUUGUCAGUUGCGCAUAUGGAGAGGGAACUCCCAUUCUUGUAGACUGGCAAGGUAGAGUGUGUUGUGGGUAUGUGAACUCGGAUAAUGCGGAUGUUAGCAUCAUAGUUGUUGAUCCGGAAACUGGUAAAGAGCAAGAAGCUGGAAAGGAAGGGGAGAUAUGGAUUUGUAGCCCAAGUGCUGGAAUUGGUUAUUGGGACCGCAAGGAACUCAGUCAAAGAACCUUCGGAAAUGUUAUAGGCAGUCGCCCUGGGAAAACAUACACAAGCACCGGAGACUUGGGACGGAUUAUAGAUGGAAAUCUAUUUAUCACUGGAAGAAUAAAGGAUCUUAUCAUAGUUGCCGGAAGAAACAUAUACUCGGCAGAUGUAGAAAAAACUGUUGAGAGCUCUUCUGAACUUUUACGUCCAGGGUGUUGUGCUGUCAUUGGGGUUCCAGAGGAAACCUUAGUGACAAAAGGGAUAUCAGUGCCAGAUGGUUCUGAUCAAGUUGGCUUAGUUGUAAUUGCAGAGGUGAGAGAUGGUAAGCCUAUAAGUAAAGAUGUUGUUGAACAGAUACAAGCACGAGUUGCAGAAGAGCAUGGUGUGACUAUUGCCUCGAUCAAGCUAAUAAGGCCUAGAACCAUGAGUAAAACCACAUCAGGGAAAAUAAAAAGAUUUGAAUGCCUGAAACAGUUUUCUGAGGGGACAUUGAAUUUGGUUCCGGAUCCCAUAGUAUCCAAGAGAACAUUGGUCCGGUCUUUCACUUCAGGAACAUGCAAGGAGGGGAUAACGCCAAGAGGCAGGGGACCAAGUCCUCUAUCAGCAAAUCCACGUCUUAGUCAUGCCGAGAUUGUUGAGUUUUUAAAGCAGCUAGUUUCCGACCAGACAAAGAUUGCUAUCAGCAAGAUCUCUACAACUGAGAGCCUGGUCUCUUACGGGAUUGAUUCAAUUGGGGUGGUUAGAGCAGCUCAAAAGCUUUCAGAUUUCCUUGGUGUGCCAGUUGGUGCAGUUGAUAUUUUUACUGCGACCUGCAUUGCCGACUUGGCAAGCUUCUCUGAGAAUCUCGUGAUGAAGUCUCGCCCUGAAACUAUGGUGGCUCCUUCAUAUGUUACAGAAUACGAAACUGAUUCUGCUGAAAUGCUCACUGACAUAUCAAAUUUUCACCAAAUGGGUAUCUGGUUCCUUCAACUUCUAGCUCUGACAUAUGUUUGCAUCAUGCUAGUCUCUCCAGCAUAUUUAUCCGUUUUUGCUUAUAUGAGGUGCAUAUCUUUCAUCCAUGCUUCAGUUGAUAUAAGCUCAUGGGCCAGUUAUGCUAUUUGGGUAGCUUGUGCCCCACUUGCUUGGAUCCUUUGCAUGUUCUCCACAUGCAUUUCAAUUUCUUUCUUCGGAAAUUCAUUCCUCAAACCGAAUUAUGCCCUGACCCCUGAAGUUUCUAUUUGGUCCGUGGAAUUUGUUAAGUGGUGGGCACUCAACAAAGCUCACAAAGUUUCUUCAGAAGUGUUAGCAGUGCAUUUACGGGGAACAAUAUUCUUAAAGUAUUGGUUUGUGAUGUUCGGGGCUAGGAUAGGAUCAUCAGUUUUGCUUGAUACUGUGGAUAUAACUGACCCAUCUCUUGUGUCCAUCGGAGAUGGAGCUGUGAUUGCAGAAGGAGCGCUUGUCCAAAGCCAUGAGGUGAAAAAUGGAAUUUUGAGUUUCCUUCCAAUUAGAAUUGGCAAGAAUUCUCUAGUUGGUCCAUAUUCUGUAAUCCAAAAGGGAAGUGUUAUUGGAGAAGGGAAUGAAGUAUCAGCACUACAAAAAACUGAAGGAGGCAAACCACUUCCCAGGUCUACCAAUGGGAGUUACAGACAAAAGGGUCCAUUACUUCCAAAAGCUACUAAUAGUCAAACAGAGGCUAUCUAUCACGUCAUGGGCAUUUACAUGGUUGGUCUACUCAGCUCUGUCUCAGCCGCUAUCGUUUAUAUCAUCUAUGUAUGGCUAUCUCAAAGUUCUUUCUCCCCAGAAAUCUAUGCUUUUUUCUGUAUCUCUGGAGCUUUCCACUGGCUUCCGUUCACUGUAAUUGCGUAUGCUGCCAUGAUCGGUGAUUCCUCUUUGACCCUAACUAUAUUCCCGAUAUCAGUUGCAAUUGCGUAUAUAACUCAUGGCAUUAUACUUGGUGUCCUAACAUCUAUCUGGACAAGUGCUCUAUAUGGAAGUAAAGAGACUAAACAAAACCAUUUAAGAACUUGGUUGCGCCACCGAAUCACCAUAGCAUAUCAUCUUAGAUUUGUCAAAUUUCUUUCUGGAACAGAAGCCUUUUGCAUUUACUUGAGGCUGCUAGGUGCAAAAGUUGGGAAACAUUGUUCCAUUAGGGCCAUUAAUCCAAUCUCGGAACCAAAAUUGAUUUCUCUUGGUGAUGGUGUCCACCUGGGUGACUUCUGCCGAAUUAUUGCAGGGUCAUACAAUUAUAGUGGUUUUCAAAGUGGUAAAAUUGAGGUGCAGGAUAACUCGGUAGUUGGGAGUCAAAGCCUACUUCUCCCUGGUUCAGUGCUUGAAAAAGAUGUCAUUCUUGGAGCUCUUUCAGUUGCUCCAGCAAAUACGAUCCUCCAAAGAGGCGGGGUUUACAUUGGAUCACAAGCUCCAAUCAUGAUAAAGAAUACAUUGCAUGUUCUGGAUGAACGAAUAGAGGCGAUGGACCAAAAAUAUAAGAAGAUAGUGGGAAACCUCUCUGCUAGUUUAGCAGCCACAACCCUUCAGGUUAGAUCAAGAUACUUUCAUCGAAUUGGUGUUAGUGGAAAGGGAGUAUUGAAGAUAUUCGAUAAAAUUGAAGGGUUUCCAGAUCAUAAAAUAUUCUGCCCUGGAAAGAGCUACCCGGUCAUUAUCAGGCACAGUAAUAGUUUGAGCGCAGAUGAUGAUGCAAGAAUUGAUGCACGUGGUGCCGCUGUCAGAAUACUAUCAGAUAAUUCAUCUGGUGAUAAUACAGCAAUUCUUGAUCUGACUUUAAAAACAGGAAAGGCUUUUUAUGCUCGCACGAUUUCUGAUUUUGCAACAUGGCUUGUUUGCGGAUUACCAGCAAGAGAAGAGCACGUCAAAAGAGUUCCACAUGUGCGGGAAGCGGUCUGGACUUCCCUUCGCAAUGCUGAUUCAUAUGCUGAACUACAUUACUACUCUAACAUAUGCAGGAUCUUCAGAUUCCCAGAUGGACAAGAAAUGUACGUGAAAUUCAAGUUGCGGCCAUGUAACGAAAAGAUUCAUGAAGACUCUGGAAAGGUUGAGCCGACUAGUAUACUGCCUCCAGAGACGGGUGCAAUUCCACGGGACCCUAGUGAUACCCGGCCAUUACUUUUUCUUGCUGAUGAUUUUCAACGACGUGUGAGUUUCCCUGGUGGUGUUGGCUAUAUUUUUCAACUGCAAUUUCAACCGGUGCCUCACGAUGAAGCCACUCAAGACAUUUUACUUGAUUGCACCAAGCCAUGGAAUGAGACUAAAUUUCCUUUUAUUGACGUGGGAGAGAUAUUAAUUGAUCAAAAUAACACCCAAGAAGAAUCAGAAGAACUGGAAUUCAACCCUUUUCUUCGAUGCCAUGAGGUUGAUAUAGCACAAGCAACAUCAUCCUCACAGAGUGCUUCCAUUGAUCAUGGUCGGUCACUGAUCUACGAGAUUUGCCAACAUUUGAGGAAUAAGCAACCCCUUCCGGAGUCCUGGAGGAUUUUCCUGGAGCAUUCUGAUGUGAAAGUAGACCUUUCUGGGUGUCCUAUGGCUGCAGCCAUAGAGAAAAAGGACUCGGGUAAAGUUACUUUAUCAAGAAAGUGGUAUCAAGCUUUAUGGGCAGUGUUUGCUCAACCACUACUACAGACAUUAUUACCAUACUAUUUGAUGGGCUUGGUCAUCUUUGGUCCCUUGAAAGGGGCUCUUUACAUAAAGGACACUAUGGGAUAUCCAAUUUACUGCUUGCUUCCUUUGAUAUGGGUUUUUUCGGGCAUUGCAGCUUCAUUAGCAUGUGUUGCAGCGAAAUGGAUUCUGGUGGGGAGAAACAAAGAUGGUGGAACUAUGUUGAUAUGGGGUAUGGGUGCUUUCAUGGAUACAAUAUGGCAGGCUUUUAGGACAUUGGCAGGAGAUUAUUUCAUGGAAAUGACAGGUGGGUCAUUUAUGUUUGUCCUGCUAAUGAAGCUUAUGGGCUCGAACGUCGACAUUAGUCAAGGUGCUUAUGUGGACAGCAUGGGAGCCAUGUUAAACCCUGAGAUGGUAGAAAUUGAAAGAGGUGGAUGUGUGGGAAGAGAAGCCCUUCUUUUCGGACACAUUUAUGAAGGUGAAGGAGGCAAAGUUAAGUUCGGCAAGAUAAAGAUCGAAGAAGGUGGUUUUGUAGGAAGCAGAGCUAUUGCAAUGCCUGGAGCAAUAGUUGAAACCGGAGGUAGUCUCAGUGCCUUGUCUCUCGCUUUUAAAGGAGAGAUUGUACGAUCCAGGUAACUGCGACUUGAUGUUAUGUUGUAACAGAUAUAUAGUCCAUUUUGAUUUCAUGUAAUAAUGAGUAGCUAGAUUCAUUACCUCUGCAGCUUGAUAGUAGAAUAAGUCACAAGCUUUCUUUGUCUUUCAUAAUCAAGUGUUAAGUGAUUAUUAAGCUGUUCUGCACCCAUGACCUCUACUACGAACUACAUAAAUGGCAGCUUGUAACAUGGUUCAUUUUCAACGAAAUGAAAGAUCAAAUAUUGCUGUAA